GGGAGGGAGAGGAGAGGUGUGACUCUCAUUCUGUUCCUCUGUGUGUUUUCAGGAGAGGAGAGGGAAGGAGAGGGAGAGGAGAGGGAGAGGGAGAGAAGAGAAGGGGAGGGUGUGCGUGUGUUCUGGGACCGGCUAAGGGAACCCUCGUUCUCGUCUCGGUGGAACCCGUUCGCUACAGACUACCCAUUCAGCACCUUUACCUAUCACCCUGUCAGGAACAUAGACCACAGGUUCACUGCUCUCUGUGAGAUCCAGAGUUUCCGUGAGAUGCUGAUGGAGUCAGCCCAGAAGGCCCACCUAAAGAUGCCCGUCCCUGGCAAGGCCAACGGGGUCCUGGUGCUGAACCAGCCCCUGCUCAUCGAGGCCUACGUGGGUCUCAUGUCCUAUAUCGGUAACCAGAACAAACUGGGGUACAGUCUGGCACGGGGAAACAUUGGGUUUUAAUCUAGGAUUUCGACUUUGUGCUUUUCAAUGUACAAUACUACUUCAUUACUUAACCCUAUUUUACAGUUGUGGCCGAGUUACAGAUUUGAAGUAAUAUUGUAAAAAAAAUUGUAUACAUCAGGUUUUAAAAGCUCUAGUGAGACAUUUUUAAAUAUACAUUUGUACUUGAUAUGCUUCUGAACACUUUGUUUACAUUUAUUUUGUCAGAUUUACAGAUUUGAAGUAGUAUUGUCUAUUUGUAUUUAAUAGUUCACAACAAGGAAGUGUUUUUACUCUCAUUUCAAAUGUGCUUUAGAGGUGAUUUGUUGGUUGGUUUUCUUGGCUUGUUCAACUAAAGUCUGUCUAAAAUUGAAACGUAUGUAGUUCUCUAUCAUUAGGAUUACCUACAGGACUAAGGGAUAGUCUACUGUAAUUUCAUACUCAAAUUACCAUGCCAAAUUGUUCCUGCCGUCACAGUCAAUAAAGAUUUCACAUUAC
Messenger RNA from Oncorhynchus tshawytscha (Chinook salmon), 921 nucleotides. Its product is annotated as tumor protein p63-regulated gene 1-like protein. The transcript is spliced from 12 exons. NCBI's taxonomy places the organism in Eukaryota, Metazoa, Chordata, Actinopteri, Salmoniformes, Salmonidae. Gene Ontology annotation, cellular component: cytoplasm. The annotation marks the transcript as partial. The record is from RefSeq and is a predicted model, not a curated record.